Messenger RNA from Daldinia decipiens, 960 nucleotides. RefSeq lists its product as uncharacterized. The transcript is spliced from 4 exons. The record is from RefSeq and is a predicted model, not a curated record. The coding region runs from base 151 to 765 and encodes 204 amino acids. NCBI's taxonomy places the organism in Eukaryota, Fungi, Ascomycota, Sordariomycetes, Xylariales, Hypoxylaceae.
UUCAUCAAGUAUCUAAGCCUAGCUAAAUUAAGCAAUUCUACGAAACCUAUCUAGGUAUACACAUUGAACGCCACGACUCUUAAACUAAACACGAUUCGGUCCAACUUGUUUUGCUUUUCAAUUUUAGUUCUCUCGAAAACAAAUCAUAAAAUGUCCUCGCCAGUCCAGCUAUCCGCCCCCAGUCGCAUCACUGCUUCCAACCUCCCUCUUCUAGAGGCCGGCUCCUCGAAGCCGCACUCGGAACCCGGAGUAGAAGUCCGCGUUGAUAAACUCGAACCGGAACCUAUUAUGGGCGGCGAAUUAAGAAGGGCUAGAGUGGCAUCUAGCAAGAAACUGCCAACUGGCAACGAUGGACAUGGAAAUUUGGAAUUGGAUCCUGUGCCGGGACUCGGAAUCGUGCUUCCGGGUGGUCUUAAUAUGUACUACCUAGACAUUGCGCCCAAUAUGGAAGGCGUAGUGCACCGUACGACAUCUACGGAUUAUCUUGUCGUGUUGAGUGGAACUUUAAGCCUCAUUACCCCCCCUGGCCCAUUUGAUGUGGUCAACGGGCGUGGUACGUAUGGCGAGCUUGUCGAAACCCUGUGCAAACCAGGUGAUGUCGUAGUUCAGCGCGGAAUAAUGCAUGCCCUAUCGAACCGUACCAACGAUUGGGUCCGUGUCAUCGGUAUGGUCGUGGCCUCGGAAACUAACCGUGUGCCGAUCGUGGGAUCGGGUCACGGGGACCCGCCAAAGACUACCGUCUUAAGUGACGAAUGGCUUCAGUAGGCCAAUCGGGGUGCUAUAGGUCGGCAGGUGGACGGCGCGGGUAUGGUAGCUAUUCUAUAUCUCACUCAUCUCUGGGUCAUCUCGUGUGAUGGUGUAACCAAGAAGCUACCAACUCACGCACCUUGCUCGGCUACACGAGGCUCGAAGACUGUAGGGCGGCCAAUCACCAAAGAAGACACCUCCUAGGCUACCACG